Messenger RNA from Alosa alosa (allis shad), 2851 nucleotides. RefSeq names its product sodium/nucleoside cotransporter 1-like. Gene Ontology annotation, biological process: nucleoside transmembrane transport. The coding region runs from base 147 to 2120 and encodes 657 amino acids. Lineage: Eukaryota; Metazoa; Chordata; Actinopteri; Clupeiformes; Clupeidae. Gene Ontology annotation, cellular component: membrane. The record is from RefSeq and is a predicted model, not a curated record. The transcript is spliced from 17 exons. Gene Ontology annotation, molecular function: nucleoside:sodium symporter activity.
CUUACCUGUCUACCCCUUACCUGUCUAUCAUUCUGACCUGUCUAUUAUUCUUUGUGCACUUAUUCUUACUACUUUUAUAAUGUUUUUUAUAUUUCUAUUACAGUAUUUUUAUAUCGCUUACUGAGCUUUAAGGUUUUUUUCUUUAUAUGUUAACGGAGACAAGUGAUAUCCAGCUGAACUGUGUUUACUCUAAUGGACAGGGGGUGGACAAGAAAGCAUUUGAAUCAGAGGAAGAGAGCAGUGAUGGUCACAGCAAGGCUUCGACGGAUGAAAAUGAUAAGGGAUCGACCACGAAAUCAAAGUCAUUCUGCAGUAAGGUGUUUGAACCUAUUAAUGCAGUUGAAAGAUACUGCAAGGAUCAUUCCAGAAUCAUCAAAUACAUUGUGUUGGCCUUACUUGGAGCAGGUUAUGUUUCAUAUUUCAUCACAGCAUGUGUGAUGAACAUUAAUUGGGCAAUUGCCCUUGUAGUUCUCACCAGUUUGGCAGUAGUCUCUAAAGUGUAUGACCUUGUAAAAAAGUACAAGGGAGAGGACAUUAAGCGAUGCUUCAAGCCUGCACACAGGUGUUUCAAGAGAAACCUGAGGUGGAUCAAAUGGGUAUUCAUACUGGUUGUGCUUGGCCUGAUCAUGACUUGGCUAGCAGUGGACACCAGCAAGCGACCAGAACAGCUCAUGUCAUUAGGGGGCAUCUGUAUGUUCGUCCCGGUCUUGUUCCUCACCUCAGCCCACCGAACGGCGGUGUCAUGGCGACCUGUCUUUUGGGGCCUUGGUUUGCAGUUUGCAAUUGGCGUGUUUGUGAUAAGGACAGAACCAGGUCUCAUUGCAUUCAAAUGGCUUGGAGAUCAAGUCCAGAUUUUUUUGAACUACACCAAAGCUGGGUCUGAAUUUGUGUUUGGAACAGAGCUCACUCAAGUCUUUGCCUUUCAGACAUUGCCCAUUGUGAUAUUCUUCAGCAGUGUCAUGUCUGUUCUCUACUACCUUGGACUAAUGCAGUGGCUAAUUAUGAAGAUUUCCUCAGUCAUGCAAGUUACAAUGGGCACGACAGCAACAGAAUCGUUGAGUGUUGCAGGUAACAUCUUUAUCGGCCAGGUGGAAGCUCCCCUGCUAAUCCGUCCAUACAUAAAGGACAUGACCCAAUCAGAGAUCCACGCAGUCUUGACAGGAGGCUUUGCCACCAUUGCUGGAAGUGUCAUGGGAGCAUACAUCAGUUUUGGGAUCGAUGCUGCCCACCUGAUAUCAGCUUCUGUUAUGGCUGCUCCCUGUGCCCUAGCCAUUUCCAAGCUUUCCUACCCUGAGACUGAAGAGAGCAAAUUUAAGAACGGUAAAAAUGUGAAAGUGGAUGGAGGGGGGCAGAAAAAUAUUUUGGAGGCCGCUAGUGGAGGAGCCUCAGCUUCCAUUGGACUUGUGGCUAACAUAGUCGCUAACCUGAUAGCAUUCCUUGCAAUCCUCGCAUUUGUAAAUGCUGCUUUGGAUUGGUUUGGGGUCUUGGUGGAUUAUCCAGGACUCACAUUUCAGUUAAUCUGUUCCUACGUCUUCAUGCCUGUGGCCUUCAUGAUGGGUAUACCUAUAGAAGAUGCCUACGUGGUGGCCGAGCUCCUUGGUACCAAGCUCUUCCUCAACGAAUUCAUUGCUUAUGAGAAACUCUCUGUGUUGAAGAACAACAGGCUCAAUGGCUUGACUGCUGAAACCAUCUCUGUCAGGUCAGAAAUUAUUUGCACCUAUGUACUGUGUGGCUUUGCCAACUUCAGUUCAGUUGGGAUGAUCAUCGGGGCCUUGUCAUCCAUCUGUCCUUCAAGAAAGAAUGACAUUUCCAGGCUUGUGAUGAGAGCUCUCCUAACUGGUACCUGUGUGUCUCUCAUCAAUGCAUGUAUUGCAGGUGAACCAAGACGUUAUGGCUGCAAAAGAACACCUUGUGCAGGUGUAUACCUCAUCUGGGAGACGGAGUGUUUGCCAGGAACUGGACCAAUGGCGAAUGGCAUGAAGAGAAUCCUUUUUGAUCGGCUUCGGUCCAAAAUGAAACUGCCCUGCAGUGGCAUAGCACCAACAGGCACUCAAACCCAUACUUGCAAACGUUUUGGCGCUGGGAACAAAAAUGCAGAGAAAGGUACAAGAAAAAUUUAAGUAGGAUGGAUGAACCAUUACUAUGGUAUUUUGAAACAGGUUUGAUGUCCAACUGGAGGUGGCACAAGAGAAAUUAUAGUCAGGAAAGGUGAAACCAUGAAAAAAAUCGUUGAGGAUGGAAAGACAAUGUUUUUUCCUAAUGGGAAAUCCACAAAAGGGCAUGUGGAUGACUUUGAAUUCACACUCUGUGUUAUGGGUUCAGAGGAGCCUUUAGAAGACACACCGUCUGUUGCAAGUCUUCUGCAUAAAAUACUUUAUGUCUGUUUGAAGAAGAAAAAAAUCCUGAAACUAAUUUGAAUGACCCCUCGUCAGGACAGCUCAUUUGCAGAGAACACUUGCCUUACAGCAAGCAAGACUUCAACUCCAGUCAGCCUUUCUCCAAGUGCUUGCUCUUCUACUAUGACCCUCCAGAGUUCUUCAAGCUUGUUCCCUAAUUGCCAGAUACACUAUAUUGCCAAAAGUAUUGGGUCACCUGCCUUGACUAGCAUAUGAAUUCGCUAAUUUCUCCCCACAGAAAAAACACAGUGCCUUGGGUGGGUUACAACUUGUUGACGUAAAUCCAAAUAAAACAUAUUCUUCAAGAUACAGCCGGAAUUUUGCCGGCUCUGGUUUGGUCUUCUUUGCCACUUGUCCCUCCGUGUUUUCACAAGAAUUACCGCUACGCUUCAACCACGACUCCAUCGUUUGAGUUUUGACAGUGAUUGACAGGUGAUGGCGGGUGGCAUGUGACA